UGCAUCAUCCUCUCCCACUGCGUCUGCUGUUCUCGUUCCCGUUAUGUUUGUCGUUUUCCUUAUUACAACAUUCAUUUUUUGCGCGACUUAUUUUCUUCUCCGUGUUCUAGGUAAUAGUUUUUUAAAGUGACUUUCUCUCGAAUGGUGUGAAAUUUGAAAUUUCUUCUCUCACGUUUGGUUCCGAUUAAAAUUGUAUGAUUUGUAUGUAUAUUUUCAUUUUCAUACAUAAUAUAGGUAUAAUUUCUGGAGUUGAACGAAUCCAACUUCCAAGAUGACAACGAUCACGGAAAUCGCAUGCGAAAAAUGCCAAAGUCCAUUGAUAUCUCCCGGCGCAGCAAAUCAGACGCAAGAAACCACGAAGUAUGGUUUUUAUAUGACAAAAUGUGCGCAUUUCUACCAUGAAAGCUGCAUCAGGGAACUGUAUAAUACGCUGACGUUGGCCAAUCCAGAAAAACCCCGCGUAUUCAUCUGUAAACAGCAGAAUUGUGCCACUCCGGUAAAGCAUGAUCAAAUUUUUCUCAUUUUUCCUACAUUACAAAGCAGAAAAAUCGAUUCAGUAUCAGUAGGCUUGAAGCCCGAUGUGAAACGAGCUUUAGUAGUCGCUUUAGAUACGAUUAACCAGCUUCAAAAAAUGGCUCAACAAAGUGCGAGUGAUUUGACCAUUGCUCAAAAUACAAUUACCGAAUUACAGACGAAAUUGAAAGAGUCGAAUGCCCUAUACCGAAAAGCGAUUGAAGAUGAAACAUUCAAAGUAGUGCGUCAACGAUCAACUCAAACGGAUACGAAUACAGAAAUACUACUUGCAAGUUCAGAAAUGCCAAAAGGCAAUACGAAACAAACGAGCAUUCACACCUUAGAUGUGACCAAUGAUGAAUCAUCUGAACCUCAAGCACAAAGUUGCGCCAAUGCUGCGGCUCAAGCUUCUAAAUCUAUAGCUAAAGAACCGACGAAAACCACAACGAAACAACUUUCGAUAAUUGGAGUCGACCAGAUGUCCAGAACUAUCGUCAGCCAAACACCAAAAUCAAUGGCAAAUCAGUCGACGAAUAAUUACUUGCCUCCUCUAACAACAACGUAUUAUACACCGUUUGGAAAUUUGAAAUUUGAGCCUAAAUUUGAGCCCCAAAUUCUGGCUAAUAUUGAUCAAACUGCAGUCUACCAGAUGCCCAACCCUCUCACCGGCCCAAUUCCAGAAUCAAUGGCAAAUGAGUUUACGAAUAAUUACGUUCCUCCUCUAACAACAAUAUAUACACCGUUUGGAAUUUUGAGAGGUCCAGGAUUUCAGCGUAGAUUUGAUCCUACUGCAGUCUACCAACCGUUUGGAAUAUUUGACCGUAGAUUUGAUUCUAUAAUUCGGGCUAAUAUUGUUCCUUCCUAUCCUGCAAAGGAACCUCCAAAACGCAGACCUACGAGUACAUCGCAAACCAAAGAGCGUCACAUACAAUUCCAAGAGCGAUUUAAAAUUGAUUCCGAGAUACUCAAACCGUUCUACCCACUUGAUUGUUAUCCCCUGCAGUACACUGCUGCUGGGGUUUACUACAAGGGUAAAGAAGUUGAAAAAAUCGCCAUACUUGCCAAGGACGUACUCAUGAUCGGAGAUGGCCUUAUAUACGGUAUGGUACAGAUUAUCUCGAAAGCGAUACCUUUCGAAUUCGAUUUACAUCCGGAAUUAUACGGAAGAAAUUUCAGCAUCGAAGAUUUAGUUGGCACGUUGAACUCUUUUCCGAAGCUUCCUCCUAGAAUCAUGCUUUCCAUUGGAAAUCUAGAUGCGUUUAAUUCGAUGGAAAAUCAAACAUUUCAUAUUCAUCUUCAAAGACUACUCGCAAUUUUUCGAUCUCGACAAGUCAAGGAAUUAUAUUUAAUCCCUCCGAUAAGGUACACUACUCCAGACUCGAGUACAUUUGCGUAUAUUGUUCGUGUAUUCCAGUCGAGGAGUUGUAUAAAUGCUUUCGGUGGUAAAAGUGUGGUCAUGGAACCUCCUUUUUUCCCAGAUUACACUGUGGAUGAAUUUGGGCCGAAGUUCGAAGUAGAACAAUUUGAAUCCUAUGUACGAAUUAUGCGUGAAAUUUUCAUUGAAAAGCCCUUCGAGGAUUCGACGAUGGACCGAUGGACUCAGAAGUUUAAUUGAUUUAAUCUAUACUUGAGUACUUACAAUAAACUAACGAACUUUUA
This is a messenger RNA of Planococcus citri (citrus mealybug), 2172 nucleotides long. RefSeq lists its product as uncharacterized. Bases 272 to 2128 code for a protein of 618 amino acids. The record is from RefSeq and is a predicted model, not a curated record. NCBI's taxonomy places the organism in Eukaryota, Metazoa, Arthropoda, Insecta, Hemiptera, Pseudococcidae. The transcript has 2 exons.